Messenger RNA from Paramuricea clavata, 523 nucleotides. NCBI's taxonomy places the organism in Eukaryota, Metazoa, Cnidaria, Anthozoa, Malacalcyonacea, Plexauridae. The record is from the annotation of a GenBank genome assembly.
AUGAAAAGGCAGAUCACUGGAUCGUGGCUGGAUGGCAUGGAAGACAGUGGGAUUUUCAAAACAAUGAAAAGACAAUGGAACAUUGCGAUCAUUGGAUCACGAAUGGAUGGCAUGGAGAACAGUAGGAUUUUCAAAACAAUGAAAAGGCAGAUCACUGGAUCGUGGCUGGAUGGCAUGGAGGACAGUGGGAUAUUCAAAACAAUGAAAAGGCAGAUCACUGGAUCGUGGCUGGAUGGCAUGGAAGACAGUGGGAUUUUCAAAACAAUGAAAAGACAAUGGAACAUUGCGAUCAUUGGAUCACGAAUGGAUGGCAUGGAGAACAGUAGGAUUUUCAAAACAAUGAAAAGGCAGAUCACUGGAUCGUGGCUGGAUGGCAUGGAGGACAGUGGGAUAUUCAAAACAAUGAAAAGGCAGAUCACUGGAUCGUGGCUGGAUGGCAUGGAAGACAGUGGGAUUUUCAAAACAAUGAAAAGACAAUGGAACAUUGCGAUCAUUGGAUCACGAAUGGAUGGCAUGGAGAACA